GGUACAGUAGGUGGCAGUAUGCACAUUGUAAGUAACGUUGCAACCCGCAUUAAAACCGGAAAAAGAUGAUCGCUUUUGAAAUGAUAACAAACCCUACUGGCCUUUUGGCUGUUUUAUUAACCAUAUAAUUGAUACAUAAUGCUGAAUGUAUUUUAAAAUCAACGAAAUUCGCCAUUGUGACAGAGUCGUGAAUAAGCAACAAUGAAGCGGAAAGCUAAAAGCUGAAUUCAUCAAACCUGGGCUGGUUGUUACAGCUGGGGACAUGCUGGGACAUGCUUGGCUUUUUAAUGUGAGACAAAGUGCAGCGUCAUGGAUGACUCGGACCAGGAUUUUGUAGCUCUCUGUUCAAAGCUGCUAAAACGAGUCCGCAAGAAACCAACUGAGUCCAGACAGGCGCGGAAAGCAGAGAAUCAGCCCUCCAGUCAGGCAAGCGAUGGAGACAGAAGAAAAAACAAAAGAACUGCAUACGCUGGGUCUGCGUGUGCUGGGACCCAGCCUGUUUGUACUGGCGCAGAUGCAGAUGAUCGUGUGGUCUGUGGAGGGACAGGACAUGAUUCAGGAGAUGCCGAGUCGUCCGCUACGCCAGCAGCAGCAGGACCGAGUGUGGAGAGGGGUUUGGCGGCGAAAGACAAAGUACUGCACAGGAUGCAGCAGUUCAAGAGAGCCAGUCCACAGAGAAUGGUGCACAAGGACAAGAGCAGGACAACAAGGCAUGAGAACGACUGUGUCCCUCCUCCGCCUCUGACACACAGACAAGAUUCUUUCAGCCCAGAUUUCCACCCUGAGUCCCUGGACAGCGAUGAAGCUCUGGCCCUGCGGCUGCAGCAGGAGCUGGACAGGGAGGCUGCAGAAGCCCAGACAGUGGACCUGGAGGAUGGAGGCCUCUUCUUCUGUCAGAUCUGCCACAGAGAUCUGUCACAUAUGACACCUGAGGGGCGAACACAGCAUCUCAACAGGUGUUUGGAUGAGAGUGCCCCAGCCCCAGCCCCAGCCCCCCCUCCUGUCCCUCCUGGUGUGCCUGACUGUCCCAUCUGUGGCAAGAAUUUCAAGUCACAGAAGAGUCGCUUGGCCCACCUGAAGCGCUGUUCCACAGACAUGGGUGUCGCUCCGGCUGUGCUGCUGCAGGCUCUGCAGAGACAGACUGAGGAGACCCACAACGUCCCCACUGCUAACACACUCACACAGACUGGUGGCACUAAAAGAAAAUGCCCAUCCAAGCCUGGGCUACCAGUGAGGAAGAAGCCCAGGAAGAAGACUGCACCCCUGGACGAAGACACCAUGGUGGCCUUGGCUCUGUCCUCCUCCCUGUUGGAACAGGAGCAGCAGAGCAAAAGGGAGUCAGAGAGGCACUCACAAACAAAGACGGCUGCUUCUCACAUCUCCAUGAAUUCAGCGUUGAAGUGGAAGCCUGACACGGGGAAGCAGCGUGGAAAGAGGAAAAAGGGUGCCAUCCCUCGUCCUCCUCCGCUCCUCCUUGUUCAGGAUGCUGAGGUGGCUCUGGCGAGACUGCAGGAACGCGUUUCUGCUCUCCUCCUAUACAGUCGGCCCCCCUCUCCCCCCACCCCGACCCGCUGCCCCAGCUGUCUGCCCGGCUGGAGCGGUGCUGCCCCCCUCUGGCAAAAGAGCACACUACAGGACCAAGCCUCCACCUGUCUGUCUGAUUUCUACACUCCAGAGCUCAGAGAGUUCAUCACGCCUUGGGAAUCAGCAACAACGGAUGCAGCCACGUCCAGCACCAUCAACAAGCCUGCGUCUUCCGUCCAGCCUGUGAGUGAAGGAACUUCUGUCCCAGGGACCAGGGCCUCAAUGCUGCCCUCCUCCUCUCAGACGGCCCCCUCCACCCCGGGGACCGGGCAGCUCCUGAUGGACCUGAUGGAGCUGGCUGAAGACAGUGUGACCCUCACCCAGUUUGGUCACGUUGCUUCGGGCCCUGACAAAGACGAGCGUGGCCGUCAGAUCACAAACAUUCGUCUGAGCGGCUUCAUGGUGGAGGAGUCGGAGGAGCAGGCUGUCCUGCCAGAAACGACACAUUCAGAGGCGGCGAGGAUGCUGGAUCAGCCGGUGGCAGACAAAGAGCGAAGUAGCCUCCGAUCAGUGGCACUAACCAGACUGGCAGCAGAGCUGAGCAGCAUGGUGAACAACGCUCAGCUCAGUGACCUGCAGCUCCAGGUGGACAGUGGAGAGAUCUACUUUGCUCAUUCCUUCAUGGUGUAUGCUCGAUGCCCCCUGCUGGCAGAAAUGGUUCAUGAAAGUGGUUUUGGGGUGCGGGAGGCAGGCGCGCCUGCAGCCCAGAGGGUGCUGAUGAAUGACGUCCCGGGACAGGCGGUGUUCGCUUUACUGCAGUAUCUCUACACAGCUGGCUGCUCCAUCCCCGCAUCACUUCGACCUCAUGUACUGGAGCUCGCGUCCAGGUUUGACUUACAGGAGCUACAACAGCUUUGCCGGGACGAUGCAGCGACUCGGGGAGACGAGGAUGAUUACACAAACCAGGAGGAGAACAUGGACAAGCAAACACAGCAGGCCCUCACGGAGCUGCUUCGCUCCAUGUGGGACGAAGAGGACGAAGACGGUGAGGGCGUGGACACCAAUGGAGGAAGGGACGAAGAGGGAGAAUUGGAAGGCGAUCAUCAAGCCGCAGGUGACGGGGAGAUCCGCGAGGAGAAAGUGAACGAGGAAGAGCUGGAGGAGAUCUAUGAGUUUGCCGCCACGCAGAGAAAGAGAGAAGAAGAGGAGGAGGAGGAAGAAGACAGCAAGGAGGAGGGGGAGAAGGUAGACAGGGAUGAAGAAGUGUUCACAAAACCCAAAAGAAGCUCAACAGGCUUCAGUGUCAAAAACCUGCAGCCGGACCCCAGCCUGGACCGCAGCUACACUCGCCUCUUCUCCGACUCCUGGGGGGUCUAUGAGGAAGAAGAUCCUUCCUCUUUACCUUCACACACCCCUCAAUCCCAACACCACCAGUCCCCUGAUAAACGCGCGUAUAAACUGUCCGGCAGAACUUUGCUUCAUUCCUCAGCAAGCGUAGUUGACGAGCUUUCUUUCAGCCCUCCACCCAGUCCAUCCAACCUCCCUCUCCCGGGUCAGUCCCCUGGUCGGCUGGGUGACUGGGGCGGCGGUGGAGACAAGGGAACAGAUGGUCUGGCUUUGAAGCGAGACAGCCAAGGACCUCGACAUACUUGUGUCCCUCUUUCUCCCGAAUCGCCUCGGGAAAAGAAGGAACCCGAGCUCAUAGUUUUGUCCGACUCAAGCGAGGAGGUAGUUCCUCGUUCUCGCAGUCCUUCGCCACAUUCCCAUUCUCGUGCCGUCCAGAAACGGCAGAGCUACACCCAGGUCAAACCUCAGCCAAUCCCGAAACCUACUGAACCCACUCUGGAGAAUAAACAGUCCCGUAGCUCAGAGUUGAGUCCUGAUGAUCCAUCUGCAGUGCCGGUUCACAGUCUUCAGGGUCCCUGGUGUGAGCAGGAUCCAGCAGACUGUUCUCCAGAAGUGUCCUGGCUGAUCCCAUCCACACCGCUCCAGCCCGCGAGAAGCACCAUGACAACCAGCUCUACUCAGACUAAAAGCAGCAUGUGCAGGACACAGCUGUUCCCUAAAGGGCGUACUUCCUCACCGUCGCACUCUGUUUUCUCUUCUCCUGCUUUACCGUUGAACAACAGACUGCAGACAUCCAACAGUCCAGCCAGAGUUCCUGUAGAGGACAGUGUCCCCAAGUUAAAGCUGGAAACAAGUAGUUGUGAUGUCCAGAGUAGAGGGAGAGGAGUUUCUACUUUCUCCUCGUGCCAACCUAACGUCUCAAAGCAGGAUACACAUGUCCACAUGCAGCCCCAUCCUCACAGCAGCACUCCUCUGCACACAGAGCUCCACAAGGCUCCCGUUCUGCCUGCCACCUCCCCGCUCCACAGCAACCUCUAUAAGAGCUGGACAAGUCCAGGAAGGGAUAAGGCGCCAUUUCAAAGCCCAGAGAAGACCGAGUUCGGGAGCUUUUAUCUUUCCCCCAUGUCUGAACCUUCUGAUCCACCCUCGUCUUCUUCUCACAAAGGUCUUCAAAGUUCACAGAGGCUCAGCGUGUCCUCCAGUCCCAACACAGGGCCUGAGCUCAAGAGAAGGGGAAUGAGAAAUGAGAAGGUUGGAGAGGUUGAGUGCGAAAAUAAAGAUGUGGCUGAUGAAGGAGGGAGGGAUAAAGGGGAGGUUGCUGAAUCCAGUUUCCAGCAAAGCUUCAUGGCCAUGGACGAGCCUCCCAUAGCUUUCAACGACUCGUGGGGUUUUGACGGCUGUGUAGACAUGGAGGCGAACCCAGGCUGCUUCAGCCUGAGGCUGGAGGACAGCCGUGUGUCCAGCCAGCACGGCGAGUGCAGCCUGGGACACGGAGAUCCUGCCAAUUCAUCCUCUUCUACCGGCCGCCAACCUUCCUCAUCCCCAUCCCGUCCCAGUGUCCGUUUAUUGAACAGCCAUGGCGCUGUGACGGUCUCUUCUCCAUCCAAAGGCCACAGUACAACACCCCCCACCAGUGUACAGGCUCUUACGGGCCCCUCCUUUCCCCCUCCACCACCUGACCCCCCCACCCCCACCACACCAGAGAGGAUCCACAGCCUCCUGGACUCCAAAAUAUGGGACAGCUGGGAGGAAGAAGAGGAGGAGGAGGCUCUUCCUCUCUCUCAGAGGAUGAACCCUGCCACCCAGCUCAAAACACCAGAAUCAUCACACAAUAAAAGGCGUCGUACCUUGCAGGCCAUCACCCCGCUGCCCCACUACUCUGACAUGGACACACCGGAGCUCAAGAACAAGCUCACCAGGUUUGGUGUUCGGCCUUUACCGAAGCGCCAGAUGAUCCUCAAACUGAAGGAGAUUCACCAGUACACACACCAGCUGGUCAGCUCUGACUCUGAGGGCGAGGCACCCCCGGCGGGCCACACAGAUCGGACGAAGCACCCGCACACCGGUUCAGAGGUUCCUGGCAACAGGCCGGCCUCCUGCGCCCAGAGAGUGACUUUUAAAGAGCCCAGAGCGCCCACUGCCGUCUCCCCUCUGAAACCCCACAGAGAGGAGGAGGCUGAGCCGCCGUCGGCCUCGCAGGGCUCCAACACCUCUUCGACUGCUGCCAGUGAAGAAUCUGAAAGGUCCAACCCAGAGCUGUGCCUCUCCUCCGACUCAGACAGUGAUGGCGGCAUCUCUGCCUCCCAGGCAGUGAACCGCCUCCAGGAUCGCCUCCGGGCGGUGCGCUCCUUCAUCCUGUCUGACUCCCAACUGUACAGUCAGAUCCUCCAGUACCAGCCGCUGGUCUUGUCCCAGCUCCAGGAGAGACUCAAAGCAGCAGGGAUCCGCCUGGGUGCCGCCAAGCUGGUGGACUACCUGGACUCUCAGUGCAUCACCUUCACCACGGCCAAACAAGGCCAAUCGGCACCCAGCCGCAGGCGGGGCAAGAGGACAGCUAAGGGGGCAAAAGCAGCAGGGGACAGAGGAGUGGGCAGGAAAAGAGCUGUUACAGCCAUGAUUUAAAAGAAAAGGUUUACGUAAAAACUGGGAUGAAAGGUGGCAGGUCUUUGUCAGAAGAGGCCAGUAGAACAUUUGUGGUUGUUCUUGGACAGCUGCCACUCGAGUAGACUUUAGAACAUUCUGAACUACGUAUAAGACAAAUUUUUCUUCAGGACAGGUUCUGUAAUUUUACCGUUUUAAAUGUUGCAUUAUAGCCUUCUGUGAAAAUAAAAAAGGUACAUGUUG
Molecule: messenger RNA, 5715 nt
Organism: Etheostoma spectabile (orangethroat darter)
Lineage: Eukaryota; Metazoa; Chordata; Actinopteri; Perciformes; Percidae
Gene: slx4
Product: SLX4 structure-specific endonuclease subunit homolog (S. cerevisiae)
Exons: 15
Coding region: 310-5493 (1727 amino acids)
Biological process (GO): DNA replication; resolution of meiotic recombination intermediates; DNA repair
Cellular component (GO): nucleus; Slx1-Slx4 complex
Molecular function (GO): protein binding
Source: RefSeq, a predicted model, not a curated record